AUGGAUACAACAGCAGAUGUAAAAACUCCAUCCUCAACUUCAAGACAUUACUUUUACAGAAAGGCGACACAACCUGAUCAGGCCAUCUUUCCUAAUAAUAUCAAUAAUGUCUUUUUAAAUGGAAUAGAUACUGCAAAUGCGUUUGAAAGUAGAAUUAAUGAUUUUUUACAAAAAGACUUGAUACAACAUGCAGUUGAAAAAAUUAGAAAAGAUGCAACUCAUGACUUGAUUCGCCGUAAAGCAGAUAGAAAAGCAAGAAAAGAACGAGAGGAACAUAAUGCCAACCAUCAUUCGAAAUCAGAUAAAUCAACAAAUACAGUAAAUGAGAAUGCAAAAAUAGCUAUAGAGACUGAUAUUCCCUCAGAAGAGGAUAACAAUUUAAAAAAAUCUACGCCUCUUUUCGAAAAGUUAAAUAUUUUAUCAAAUAUUGAACAAAGUGCCUGGUUAGCAAACAUUCAUGAUGAUGCUUUAUUAAUGAAUCCUCAUCAAUGGCUCAAAUUAGCUAGUUUAUUUAAUGUCAAUUCAAAAGUUUCUAGACAACAGACUUUAUUAGACAUUGCAGGCUUGGAUGAAGUACUUAAAGACAGGUCUAUUAAUGAAGACAACAUUGGACGUUUAGAGAAUUAUUUAGAAUUACGUGACAUUCAAAAUAGAAAUUAUGCAAGAGAUGCUGUGGCGGAAGGUGUAAAGCUUAUUAAGCAAAAUCGAGUGAAAGAAGCAAUGGAAUUUUAUAAAAGAGCAUUAGAUAUGGAUCCUAAAUAUGCUGAAGGAUGGUUCCAUGUUGCUGAAGGACUUGUACAACAAAGAAAACUGACAGAAGCAGCCGAUCAUUUGGAACGCGUAUUAAAAUUAGACCCUAUACAUGAGGGAGCAAAGGCUCUAUUAGCUAGUAUUCAUCAUACAACAAAUACUAAAAAAGUAACAGUAGGCGAUGAAUGGGAUCUUGUAGAUGAGCGUGGAGAAUCAAUUAAUAAAAAGGCAUCAAAGAAAAAAUCAUCUAAAAAACAUAAUGAUUCGGAUAUUUCAGAUAAUGAAUCAGAAUCAAGCACUCGAAAAAAGAAAAAAUCAUCCUCUAGAAGAUCACGAUCAAGGGAAGAUUCAAGUCGAAGAAAACGAGAUCGAGAUGAUAGACGACGCUAUCACUCUAAAGAUGGACGAAGAAGUAGGACAUCGAGAAGCCCACGUGUAUCAAAUCGCGAGCAUAGUAGUAGAAGGAAUGAAUCCAUAAAAAGGCAUCAUUCAAGCGAUAAUCAUGUUGAAAAUGAUAAAAAUAAGAUUAAAACUAAAGAUGAUCAUAGACACAGAUCAAGAAGCUCUCAUGACAACCAUACAUCAACUAGAUAUUCCAGAGAUCGUAGUCAAUCUUAUGAGCGUAGAUCUAGCAAAGAUAAAGCUCGUAAUAGUCAACGUCGUUAUAGAGAUUCCAGUCGUCGUCGACAUUAUAGUGAAGAUUCUGAACGUAGUUCUUCUCGUACUCGUAGACGUCGAGAUGAUAAAAGAGAAGAACGCAUCGAUAAACAUGAAUCAGAAGAUACAAAGGAAAAUAAUAAAACAAAUAAAAGUGUGACAUCAAAUGAUAAUGAUCACAAAGAGAACAUAGCAAAACAAAAUGAUAAAGAAAGGGAGAGGGAAAGGAGAAAGGACAGCUCUAAAUUAGAAAAAGCGACUAAUGAUUUGAAAAACACGAAUGAAAAAGCAGUAAAGGAUGAGCAUAAAUCAAGGUCACCAAGCCGUAAUCAUAGACGAAGAAGAUCGUUAACUCCUAAAAAAAGUAGCCAUAGAAAACGUUCUAAUUCACCAAAACGUGAUCAUAGAAGACGCUCAAAUUCACCAUCAACUAGAAGAAGAGAUAGUAAAAGAAAACGUUCUCCAUCUCCCAGGAAAAGACAAGAUGAGAAUAAAAAGAGGAGACAUACAGAAUCACCUUCUAUAGAUGAAAAUAAAAGAAGAGAGAGAUAUAAAGACCCAAGAGAUGAACAUAGUAGUAGGAGUAGCAGAACAAAACUAAUAGAUGAAAAGCAUUUAUCAAUGACUAAGAGCUCUAGUAAAAGAAAUGAGGAAUCUAGAAAAGAUACAUCCUCUCCAAAAAAACAAAAGGAAAAAGAUAUGAUAUUAACAAAUUAA
This is a messenger RNA of Cokeromyces recurvatus, 2124 nucleotides long. RefSeq lists its product as uncharacterized. The transcript is spliced from 3 exons. Gene Ontology annotation, molecular function: protein binding. The coding region runs from base 1 to 2124 and encodes 707 amino acids. The record is from RefSeq and is a predicted model, not a curated record. NCBI's taxonomy places the organism in Eukaryota, Fungi, Mucoromycota, Mucoromycetes, Mucorales, Mucoraceae.